This is a messenger RNA of Penicillium macrosclerotiorum, 657 nucleotides long. RefSeq lists its product as uncharacterized. The record is from RefSeq and is a predicted model, not a curated record. The transcript has a single exon. The coding region runs from base 1 to 657 and encodes 218 amino acids. NCBI's taxonomy places the organism in Eukaryota, Fungi, Ascomycota, Eurotiomycetes, Eurotiales, Aspergillaceae.
AUGGAUACCGGUGUACCAUUACGAGGAGCUGGAGCUCUAAUCACGACUCCCCCCCCUGGCGAACCAACCGACAUUUUACACGCAGUUCACAUUCUUCCAUUCGCCCUUGGCAGCUCUACAAACGACGAUGAAAGACAGCGAACCUGUGAGGUGUGGGGAACUAUUUUUCGUUACUUUCCAAGCCUCCGCUCCGUCCUCGAUAUGUCACCUGAAGAUGUGAAUCGAGAAAACAAUAUCAUGAUAAUGAUUACUCCCCUACAGGAAGAGUUCGGUCGCUUCCGCUUUGUUCUUGAGGACACUCCGACCCCCAAUCGCUACCGUAUCAAACUAUCUCCUCGUUUCGCAUCUAUCUACACACCCUUAUUACCUAGCAACAUGGUUAUAACAUUGACUAGCCACGACCAUCGCUUUCAUCUUCCUAAAGCCAAGUACUUACAGUUUCAUACUGCCAUUGGCAACAUUUUGGAUGCAAGUGGCCGGGCAGAAGGCAUUGAAAAGCUCAUACGAGAUCUAGGAGAUACGAGCAGUCCAGCAUUGGCAAAUGAUGGCAGUACGAAUAUCGGCGAUCUGCUCUCGAUCAGCCAUACAUAUUUCGCUGCUAGCCUCGAAUCCACACCCAACAUACCGUCGGGCGCAGCAGCAACGUGCCUGGGCUAG